Molecule: messenger RNA, 387 nt
Organism: Aspergillus vadensis CBS 113365
Lineage: Eukaryota; Fungi; Ascomycota; Eurotiomycetes; Eurotiales; Aspergillaceae
Exons: 1
Molecular function (GO): hydrolase activity
Source: RefSeq, a predicted model, not a curated record
CCAUCCCAGCGGUUUGAAGGACUGGAAGCUUUACAUUACCUCAGAGAAAUAGGAGGUAAUUCUGUCAACAAUAUUGUGGUUGCAGGUGACUCAGCCGGUGGAAAUCUAGCACUAGGAAUUGUCUCUCAUAUCUUGCUUCCACACCCUGAUAUAAGUGUGGCAUUUGCUCCGAAGGAGUCAUUGUCUGGGCCACUGCAACUAUGCCCUUGGGCCACUUUCUUCCGGAAGCGGGAUUUCAUUGAGAGAAAUAAAUUCAAGGACUCUAUUGCACUUAUUCCUAGCAGCUGCUACGUUCAGUGUUUUCUCGGUGGCAAGCCCUCGAAUAACUACAACGAACCUCUUUCAAGUCAUGGAAUCCGGAUCAUGAGAGCUGAUGAAAUGUCCUGA